GUUUCUCACCAACUUGGUCAAUUUCCUCUCUCUCUCUCUCUCUCACACACACACACACAUAUGUAGUACAUAUAUUUAUAUAUAUAUACAUCAUAUUCCUCUUCAUCCACAUAGUCCCAUGUUUAUAGAUAAGAGAUUAAUUGAUUAGAUUUCAAUUUUGAAGAAAUGGGGAGAUCUCCUUGUUGUGAAAAAGCACACACUAACAAAGGGGCUUGGACUAAAGAGGAAGACCAGCGUUUGAUCAGCUACAUCCGAGCUCACGGCGAGGGCUGCUGGCGUUCCCUUCCUAAAGCUGCAGGAUUGUUGAGAUGUGGCAAAAGCUGCAGAUUGAGAUGGAUAAACUAUCUGAGGCCUGAUCUCAAGAGAGGCAAUUUCACCCAAGAAGAAGAUGAACUCAUUAUUAAAUUGCAUAGCUUGCUUGGAAAUAAAUGGUCAUUGAUAGCCGGGAGAUUGCCGGGAAGAACAGACAACGAAAUCAAGAACUACUGGAACACGCACAUCAAACGCAAGCUUCUCAGCCGCGGCACGGACCCACAAACCCACGGCCCCAUCAAUCCGGCCGCGAGCAUCGACUUUCGAAGCUCGACUCCGCCGCCCGCAGCCAAAGCAAACAACUCCUCAUCAGCUGACAACACCAAAUGCAGCAGCACCACCACAGAGGAGUCCCUGCCGCCGCAGCCGCCUGUCGCGGAGGCGGCUGAGGAAAGCGGCGGCGGUGGGCUUGAUUUGGAGCUGUCUAUAGGGAUCCCAUCUCAGCCAAAUGAGUAUAGGAAAAGUGCUUCUUUUAAUUUGAAGUCGAGCCAUGAUUUCUUGAGGCUAAAUGGAUUAUACAGUUGCUGACAAAUAGUAGUAAUUGAUUUCAAUAGGUUUAGAUACACUUUUUUAUUUUUGUGUUAUGUUACUUAUGUAUGUAUGUGUUUCAAAGAAAAAAAAGGUAGUUUUGGGGGUAAAUCAAAAUGAAAUUAAUUAGUCAAGAUUCAUGAGUAUGAUCUCUUGGAAUGAGAUUAGGGAUAGCAAAUUAGUUUGUGGUUAUCAUCGAAAUCAAAUUUGUUAUGGCUCAUAUGUCUUUGAAAUCAUACAUGCUAAUUAAUAUGCCUUUGAAUCUAGUGGAAACCUUUUUAUAUAACUACAAAUUAUAGGGUGUAACUCUUAUCGUUCUCCUCCCUAAAGUAAAAGAAAGAAAAGAGAUUAAACUUCGUGUGUGAGUAGAUCUAGUGGUAAAGACAUAUAAUAUCUAAGAUCAAAUGUCUCGAGUUUGAUUUCACCGUAGCGCAUCGAUUUGUUAAGAAUUUGUAAUAUCCAAAUCUUUUAGAAGUUUAGAGUUAGUAAUUAGAUUUUUAGUUAGAGAUUUUAUGUGUAUAUGUUUUUAUUAGGAAUAAAAGAAAUAAAUUAGGAAAUAGAAUUAAUGAGAUAAAGAAAAAGAAGAAAGAAAAGGAAUAGGAAGUUGAUGUAAUGCAGUCAAUAUUUUUCUAAAGCUUUAAAAGUUGAGAAUAAAGGUUUUUAUGCUAAAAGGGAGAUAGAUAGAUGUGAUAUUUUGGCUUCCAUACUUGUGCUUUAAGUGUUUAUUUAUAAUUUGUAUAUGUGAUUGUUUGAAAAAUUAGGUGAACCGAGUGCAAGCACAAGCGAUAAGGGAAAAGGGCACCUCCAUGGUUGACUAAGCAAGUAAUAGCGGGUUUUUUUGACGUGUACAGAGUAUAGAAGCGAGUGAACUCGCUAGUUGGCAGCAGCACGUGUCAAGUCACCACCUCCCUUUUUGCUGGUACAGUCGUAGUUUACACGUGGCAUGCUUAGAUUAUCUUUUGGUUGUAAAUAGUUGGUUACAAAUGUAAGGUUAUAACCUUCUUUUUGCUAGUGGAGUUGUAGGUAUGUCUAUAUAAACAGGUUAAUGUUAUUUUGUUAUGUAUAGUAGUAAAUAGUUGUGUUAUCAGGUUUAGUUUCUUUUAUGAUAGUAUUGUAUGUUGAGUGUUGCAAAA
This is a messenger RNA of Salvia splendens (bonfire salvia), 1973 nucleotides long. RefSeq names its product myb-related protein 330. Lineage: Eukaryota; Viridiplantae; Streptophyta; Magnoliopsida; Lamiales; Lamiaceae. The transcript is spliced from 4 exons. The record is from RefSeq and is a predicted model, not a curated record. The coding region runs from base 166 to 840 and encodes 224 amino acids.